Molecule: messenger RNA, 1473 nt
Organism: Trichoplax adhaerens
Lineage: Eukaryota; Metazoa; Placozoa; Uniplacotomia; Trichoplacea; Trichoplacidae
Exons: 2
Coding region: 1-1473 (490 amino acids)
Source: RefSeq, a predicted model, not a curated record
AUGGCCAACUGCGCUCGCCUUACUUUAUUUCGCUCACUGCGUCAGUUGAGGAAUAGCUCUGGUAUUAAGCCAGUUUAUAAUGUCAGAACGCUAUCGUCAGCUGUAAGAAAGCAUGCUAAGGAUAAAGUGGAUGAACCGAUCGAUAAAACAGAAUUAAACGUUAGCUUGCAUCGUCCUCAAACCACACAGGUUGCAGCAAAGGAUGAUGCAAUCGAUCAAUCCGUCGUUGCUUCGUACGAUGUUGAGCGCUUUAUUCCUGUCACAAGACGUGCACUUGUCCGAUAUAUUUAUCAAAAUCCCCAGUUGUUGUCCUCAGAAGAAAAGGCAAAUUUUGACCAGCUGGCAUUAACGCUAGAAGAUGCAAUAACCAAACAAUCCAAUCGUAUCCUAGAGGAGCUCAAGGAUUUAUAUGACGGUAUUGAUCCUGACAAAGAUACCAAAGCCAUUCGUCGUUUAUCUCGUAAUGAAAUACUCGAUAAUGAAUUUUGGCUAAUAAGGCAUGUCUCCCAUUUAUUAGAAAAGGCCAACUUUUACAAGAUACCUUCUGCUGUCGUAGAGAAAUCUUUACAAGAACAUAAAAGCAGUAGCAUAUCGGUUGUUGCUGACGCAUCCAAAUAUGAGGUCUUGGACUUAUGGGCGAGAGGACGAGAAAGGAUACACGAUGUUCACCGCUCGUUGUACUCUCGAAUGAUGGAUAUUAUGUAUUAUAAGAUCAGGAAUGUUAUGCCACCGGAACAAUAUCGCCGUGUGGUUGCAAUUUUACGUUCCAAAUCCGAUAAAAAGCUAACAUUAAAAGUUUUCAAGGACAUUCCUAAAGAUAACCUGCAAGCAUUAAUACCAGAUUUUAAGAUUAAAAUGGGUAAAAAUACUCGAAGAUUUAUUAUGGCAUCAGUAGGUGUUAGCGGUAUAAGCCUACUUGCAAAAUCUGUCUCAGCGCUAGCUCAGUAUCCUAUCGUGAACACAGUUUGGGUUGCAGCUGGAGUAGCUGCUGUAAUGGCUUUAAACGGAUACAAUGCAUACACUAACAAACGCAACGCUUAUUUGGUCAAUUGGUCCUCUCUUCUAUAUUAUAAAAAUAUUGCUAAUAAUCGUGGCGUAUUAGCCUUGUUAACGGAUCGAGCUAAUGAUGAAAUUGUUAAAGAAGCGAUCUUAGUUUAUGUGAUUUUAUUGUCAAAUGCAACCAAUGUCAAUUCAUCUAGUAUUGCCAGACCGAUAGGUAGGACGACUGUCGACUUAGUAGAGAGCCAAGUAUCGGAUUGGAUUAAAGCCCAAUUUGAUAUUAAUCUUCAGUUCAAUGCAGCCGAUGCUAUACAACGAUUAAUGCAACUUGGACUUAUUCGUCAAGAUGGAGAUUUUAUCUAUGCUAUUUCUGUCGACCAAGCAAUCAUACAAUUACAGUCAUUAUCAGCUGGUACAAUUUCAUUUGAUAUUAAAACUGAUGACUUAUUUAAGAAGCAAAUGAAACUAAAUUAG